Drosophila subpulchrella is the source of this 1525-nucleotide messenger RNA. RefSeq lists its product as uncharacterized. The record is from RefSeq and is a predicted model, not a curated record. NCBI's taxonomy places the organism in Eukaryota, Metazoa, Arthropoda, Insecta, Diptera, Drosophilidae. The transcript has 3 exons. Bases 30 to 1424 code for a protein of 464 amino acids.
UUUUUUUGUCUGAAGCGCUAGUCGCAACCAUGGCGUUCUCCACUCAAAAGGAGUUCUUUCACGUGCCGUUUAGUAACGAGACAUACGAAUUUGAGUGCAUCGAUUCGUGCGUUAAGCUAAAGAGCUAUCCAUCCACCAUCGACGACAGAUCAUGGUCGGCAAACGAGGACAAGAAGUCGCAGUUUGUGGCUGAUCUGGUGGCCUGCAAUUCACCGAUUAAGAAGCAACGUGACGAGGAUGGAAGACCUUCGCCCAGAACUCCAUCGGGACCAGAGGAUGAGUACGGUAGCAACUUGGUGGUGGGCGACAGUCUUAUUAAUGCGGCCGACGACACUAUCGGCCGAAUGCAGGAUCUGAUGAUCAAGAACAAUAUGCUGCAGAAGAAACUGGCCGACUCCGAUGAAAAGCUGAGGACCGCCAACCAGGAGAGUGACGAGAUCAAGCGAAUUAUGGACCAGCGCUAUGACCCGGCCAAGAGCAAGGCCCUGAAAAAAAAGAUCAAGCAGCUGGCCGACGACAAUAAGAUCACUCCGCAGGACGAGAAGGAGCUCAACGAUCUGCAGGCGGCCAUCGACGAUAUGAACAAGGCCCACGAUAUUCUGGAGGCGGAGAAUGCCAAUCUAAAGCGGCUGAUUGAUAAGCAAUCAAAGCGCUGCAAGCUGGACAGCAUCCCUAUAGAACCGGAAAAGAGCACCGACAUCCCGUAUCUGCAGAAGAAGAUCGACGAUCUGGGCAAGGAGGUGGCCCUACUGCGUCAGUUCGAGGACGAAGUCAUGAAGCGGUGUGCCAAGAAGUGCGGAGCCGAUGGUGGCGGCGGCGGUGGUGGUGGUCCUACGGGUUCCGCUGGAAGCGGAGGUGCUCCUGGCAAAGGCAGCUUCUCGCCGAAUAAGGAUGCCGAUAACAUCCAAAAGAUCCUGGCGGAUCGCGAUGCCCUGCGCAAGAAGUGCAAGGAACUGGAGGAGCUCGGCGAAAAGGUCAACCAGCUUGAGCAGAAGGCCAACGAGGCCGAGUGCCUGACGAACAACCUCGAGGACAAUCUUCAGCAGCAGUGCCAGUGCAUGCAGCAGUUGCAAUGCGAGAUGCAGGAGAUGCAGAACUACUACGAGAACGAGGUGGACAAGGCCAAGGGAAACGAGGAGAUACUCAAGUGCCGAUGCAAUCAGAUGAAGCAGGAGCUGGUGGCCGCCAAGUGUGCCGCCCAGCGGGCCCAGUGCCUGCAAAUGGAGAUCGAUGUACUGCGAAACGAACUGCGGAAGCGGGAUAUAGCCAUCAACGCAUACGACUGCCAGUACCAGCAGCUAAUGAUGAAGGCCAAGAUGUUCAAAAGCGCCGGCUACCGUUUCCUCGACGAUCUGCCACCCGAUUGCAGCGAAAGCUGUGCCGAUUGUGCCGAGGAGGAGGAAGAAGGAAACGGAGCACCCUGAAACCGGAAAAGUUUUCCCUUUCGUUCAGAUUGUUUCCAAAUUUCCAACAGCCAUUGAUCGAAAUCUAUAGUUUUAACAAAUUAAACCAUUCAUAAAACCGC